Messenger RNA from Centropristis striata (black sea bass), 2967 nucleotides. It is a transcript of the gene nherf4b, whose product is annotated as NHERF family PDZ scaffold protein 4b. Gene Ontology annotation, biological process: protein localization to plasma membrane. The record is from RefSeq and is a predicted model, not a curated record. Gene Ontology annotation, cellular component: apical plasma membrane. Lineage: Eukaryota; Metazoa; Chordata; Actinopteri; Perciformes; Serranidae. The coding region runs from base 206 to 1750 and encodes 514 amino acids. The transcript is spliced from 11 exons. Gene Ontology annotation, molecular function: protein-membrane adaptor activity; protein binding.
GAUACUUAGUGUUUCGUACUUCCAGUCCACAGGACAAAGAGAAGCAGAUGCUAAACAUAGUGUGAGCUUAAAAUUUCACACACAGAUUAAACAUUAAACCGGCGUCCCUCAAAGGGAGGAGUCUCUCUGUUGUCAGAAUAAAUGUUUGAACGUACAGUACUUCCACUUUUACCUUUCUCUGUGUGGGUGACUGCUGGCUGACCAAAUGGGAAAGAGACACAACAUGAGAUCAAAUACAGGUUUGGAGGAAGUCAUAGGCAUGACAGAGAAAUUUACAUUUAAUCCUAAAGAAGGAAUAGACAACCCAGUGAUGGUCAUUACAGACGAUGCAGACUCUGUGUCCACACCCAGCCCACGCCUGUGUGUCCUUAAACGAGAAGAAGGGGAGUCCUACAGCUUCCAUCUGCGGGUGGAGAAGGGACGCCUGGGUCACAUAAUCAGAAAUGUCGAGCUGGGAGGGGUUGCGAGGAGCAGCGGCCUUCAAGAUGGAGACCGGCUUUUGGAAGUCAACAACUACUAUGUAGAUGAUGUGUCUCACCCAGAGGUGGCUCGUAAGAUAAAGCUAAGUGGACACCAGUUAUGUUUACUGGUGUUGAACGGGGAGGAGUAUGAGCAGGCUGUGUCCAGAGGUCUAGAUAUCCGAGGCUUGGCCAACAAGCUCAAGAGAGAGGACUGCAAACCACCCAGACUGUGCCACAUCACCAGGGAUCCUGUCUCAGGUCUGGGCAUCACCUUCACACCCCUGGCAGGAGAGAAAGGCCGCUUCUGUGUGAGCCUGGUCGCAGGAGGAGCAGCUGAAAAGGCAGGAGUGUGUAAAGGAGAUCACCUGGUGUGGAUGAAUGGAGCGACAGUGUCCGAUCUCACACACUCUGCACUCAGCAGGAUGAUGAAAAAAUGUGGCAAUCACAUCACCAUUCUAGUGAUUGACAGUGAGAGUGAGAAGCAUUACAUACAACAGAGGAUGCCCAUUCUGCCCAGCAUGGCUGUUCCACACAACCUGCCUUACAGAGCCAGAAAACUCCACCUGGCAUCAGGACCCGAGGGCUACGGCUUCCUCCUCCGGCUGGAGAAGUCGGCAUCAGGACGCAAAUCUCAUGUUCUGCGUGAGAUGGAUAGCGGCGGUCCAGCAGAGAAGGCCGGUAUGAAGGACGGAGAGCUGCUGCUGGAGGUCAACGAUGAGUUAGUGGAGUCACUGCAGCACGAGGAGAUCGUGGACAGAGUGAGACAGAGUGGAGAGCAGGUCUCCCUCACCACCAUCACUCUCCAGGGGCUGGACUUUUACACCAAGUUGGGUCUCUCCCCUCUUCUCUUCUGUGUGGAUGGUGCUGAGGAGAAAGAAAAGGAGAGCAGCACGUCAGCUCCUGCAGCAGUGCUGUCACCACAACAGGAAAUGGAUGGCGUGUGCAACACCAGACUCUGCUCUGUCCAAAAAGGGCCUUUGGGAUUUGGUUUUAACCUGGGCUACGUCCCACAGUUUCCUGGGACGUUCAUCAGCCAGGUGGCUUUUGGGGGUUCUGGGCAGAGUGCAGGAUUACUGGUGGGUGAUGUGGUGAUGGAAGUCAACGGAAAAAAUGUGGAAGAGAAGCUUCUGGAGGACGUGAUUAUGCUUGUGAAGGAAGGAGGACAUUUUAUUUCCUUACUGGUUAUGGAUAAGACCAGCUACAGUAAGCGGAAGCAGACUGACACACCGAGUAAAGAUACCACUGACAGUGAGCAGGACGAAGACAACUAUGAGAUUUCGUCUUUGUGAGCAGCAGAGACACCAUUCUGAGGACAUUCAUCCAUCCCAUGUCUACUGAAGAGACUUCAGACUGAGCUGAACAAGAAGAUACUUGCCUAUUAUUAUUAUUAUUAUUAUUAUUAUUAUUAUUAUUAUUAUAUUGGUCAAGAUUACCUCAAUCUUAAUGUAAGGGUUUCACAAAGGAAUCCAAGAGAAAUAGAUAAAACAAGAUAAAUGAAUAUUAACUGUACAAAACCACAAAGAAACACUGUAAUAUGUAUAUGUGUGUAUUAUGAAUUAUGCAUUUCUUCACUGUAGGAUUCAUCUAGCGUUGUCUUUUUAUUUGUCUGAUCUCAGUCAGAUAAAUACAGAACAAAUAAAACACUCCAUAUCUUAAAGGACUAUAUUCUCUAUAAACAAAUUGUCAUAUUGUACUGAGAUGAAUGGAAACCAGUGGCUUUGUGGAAUCAGAAACACAUUUGGAAAUCUUUUUUUUUUUUUCCGAAAAUGAUCAGUAACAAUGGAAAGUACUGGGGAUAAAUUAAAAACAAACAUACUGGUAUGACCUUGUCCAUAAAAGUGUUAAUGAUAUUGUUUUAGGUGCUGUGGAGGGUUAUGUGUUAUGUUGCACAAGAUAAGUUAUCUAACUGAUGUUUCUAGGAAUUCACCAACCAUUCAUCAUGUUAGACCCUUUAUGACAUAACCUAAUACAUAACACAUUAAAGGGCCAUGUGACAAUGCAUGUAAGCAUAACAAAAGACACGUUUCCAGACAAAUGCAAGUGUGGUGAUGUUCACAAUUGGUGUUUCAGAAGAUUUUCCUGUAGCUGAACUGAAGAAAGUAUGCUAUAGUCUAAGUGACCAUGAUUUAAUUUUGCUUGUUGAGAUCUUGGCUGAUUUGUGAACAAAUAGAUAAAUCAUGCCCUGGGGAAAGGACCCUGUCCACUCUAAGUGAAGUGGUUUUAAUUCUGAUUUUAUUAUUUCACAUUACAAAUCUUACGAGCUUAAAAUAUUUCUCACAAUGAUACAAUUUGAAACUGAGAAUAGUCAGUAAAACAGUGCAACAGGAACAAAGUGCAGAAGUGACAAAGAAAAAUAAAAUAAUAUUUUUUAAAUUUCUAUCUGGGGUCAGAUUAAAUGAAAGGUCUGAUAAUCAUUCAUAAAGAAAAGAAGCAUUUUUAAGUCUCAUCAAUUUCAACCAAUCUAAGAAAAUUGAUAAUUCUGUGGCCUUGAAAGGUAUACAGGUGC